UUAUUUAUCUAUGUAUUAUAAUUAUUCAAACUUUAAUUCAUUUGAUUAAAUAUUUAUUUCUGUACUUCUUCCUCCAUUAUGAUUAAUGAGGGUUGUCAGUCAAACGUUUGUAGGCGGUAUCUAACAAACUAUUGGUUGAUCAAUGUCACGUGUUUCUCCACUGCUUUUUCCUGCUUUUGCACCACCUAUGUGAAGCUAGCCACAAUAACGAUUUGCCAGAAUAGUAGAAUUUACUGUUUGCCUUCAAAAUAAAAGUCCCACAUUUAAACUGUCAGACAGACACAAAUACUGGAAUCAUCCCAUAUUUUAACUGGAUACUGCUUAACAAGUUUGGAAUGUUAUAUCAAUUCAACAAAAGACAAUUUGCCCCCAAAAAAUUGUUAAUCGCACUGUGGAUUUAUUAGACUUCACAAUUGCAAAAUGUGUGGGCUCAAAACAGGUGGGGCUAUUAAAUUAAUCAUUGUUAAUUAACAGCAAGCUGGAGAGGUCACAGUCAAACUUAGAUGCAUAACGUGAGCUCUGUUGCUCUCCCGUUAGAUCUCUUAUAUACUACUUACAUAGGCAUUUUUCAUAGGAUUGGUUCCUGCAAAAAAAUAAUAAUAAUAAUUUCUGCAAAUUUGUAUUUUUUAAAUAAACAUUUUUAAAAAAAGGAUUGGUUCCUGCAUGUGUCUGAUGCAUAUAACAUAUUGAUUUAUAUAACAUAUUCUGGGCGUUCUGCCAGAUGGUCCUAAGGAGGGGAUCAUGACGCCCCCCCUCAUAUCGUUACCAAGCACAGGCAGGAAACAAUACUUUUUUAUGACACGAAAGACAAGAUGAACAUUUAAUGCUGUCUCUUCACAUGAUACAUUUUCUCUCACAAAAUAUUAUUAACUGUGAAGAGUUUACACAAAUAUUAGCGUCGUAGCUCUUUUUGAAGGACUUAAACUGUGGGAAAUCACCUCACUAUUCAACAUAUUGCACAUUCGUAUUGCAAUGUACAGCUUUACCUGCGGAUCUUGGGUACAUAAAAUGGGGUGUCCAUCCAGAGCACAACUGUGAAGAGUUUACACAAAUAUUAGCGUAGUGGUUUAAAAAUCACAUGAUCAAACGAAGCUUCAGACGUCAUUAAUCACGUAAUAAUGUUACUUUAAAACGAGCAUUAGUACAUUUGGUGCUUUCAGGACAACUGGUGCCGCUUCAAAACAACUGGGAACUCGGAAAAAACGAGGUCAAAUCAUGACGUCAGUGAUUUCAUAUCGGAAAGUUGGAGCCAAAUUGUGGUCGCGGGCCAAGAAAGUUAGGUAACACCUGGUUUAGUGGGAGGGGAUAUAACAAAAAAAAAUGCUGGUAUCAUCCAAGUAGUAUGCUAUUGUGUGUGUGCGUGUGUGUGUGUGGACUGCAGAUACACUGCAGCCCUUCUAUGCUACAGCAGACCCUUGGGAAAUAUCCACAGACUAUAUUUCACCUUGCUGUAACACUGCCAUAAAACCCCUGACACUUGGGGUUAAAAUCAAGACAAGGCAUUCUGCUUAUGUAUAAUUUAAAUGCUUCCAACUCUGAGUAACUGUUUCAAUCAGAGUCCAUGUAUCAGAAGCCUAUUAGAUGUAACUGUCUGACAUGACUGGAUAAAUUAACCAGGAUAAAUUCUCUAACCAUGCAGACAUGUCUCCUGUCAAGUUUAGCCCAAGUGAUCUUCGUUAUUUUUCAAUGACAUUGUCUGUGAGAUCAAUUGUACCCUUGAUUCUCAAUCCCAGUUAUUUACAGAUUUGCUAUAUUUCAUGUCAGCAGUUGUUAUGAAUCGUAAUGAAUGGCUUUGAAAAUAUAGGCUAGUGUUAUGGAGCUGGUUAGAUGGAGUGUUGGUGCGAAUAGAGCCUCUCUUAAACCGGGAAGGAGAUCUUUAGUCUGUAGCUGUGGUUUGAAUUAGACGUGACCUCUAGCAGUGGGAUUCAAUUAAUGUAUGAUUGACUCUCUGUCACACACACACGUCCUUCAUCCAUCAAAGGCUGGAAUGGGCUGAUUCAGUAGGAAUGGCCUGCUGAGUGAGUGGGACCUCAGCUUAGACAUCCGCCUCCCUUUUACAUGUAUUUAGGAGGAUAGGCUAUAGGUCUCUAGGUUGUUUUCUCUUUGAAAUACCCAGAUUUUCUACAAUUUUCAUGAUGUUCGGACUCGGAAUGCAGGCCCAGGCUAUAUUUGAUGGUAUCGAGAAGCUGUGUUCUAAGAGGGAUGAGCUGAACCGUCAGAUCCAGCAGGAGGAGGAGGAGAAGGGUCGUCUGCAGCACGACAUCCAUGUCCUCAACGAGAAACUACGCCGCGUCAACGAGAGCCUGGCCCGACGACACUCCGUCCGCGCUGACUUUGACCACACCAUCGGCGAGACCGAGGGUGCCUUUAUGAAGAUUCUGGAGAGCUGUCAAACACUGCUGAGUGUAAUAAAGAAGGAAGCAGGAAAUCUCGGCAAAGCCACUGAACCCGGAAGGAAAGACCACUGACAUCCAGACUACCGCCCCUAAACCUAACCUCUCACCCAGACACCAGCAUUUCCCCUCACCCUUGUAACUGUGCACUGUUUGUACACUGAACAAAAAUAUAAAUUUCAAAGAUUUUAUUGAGUUACAGUUCAUAUAAGGAAAUCAGUCAAUUUAAAUAAAUUCAUUAGGCCCUAA
This is a messenger RNA of Oncorhynchus kisutch (coho salmon), 2642 nucleotides long. RefSeq names its product Sjoegren syndrome nuclear autoantigen 1. The record is from RefSeq and is a predicted model, not a curated record. Bases 2133 to 2468 code for a protein of 111 amino acids. The transcript is spliced from 3 exons. Gene Ontology annotation, biological process: axon extension. Gene Ontology annotation, cellular component: axon; ciliary basal body; centrosome. NCBI's taxonomy places the organism in Eukaryota, Metazoa, Chordata, Actinopteri, Salmoniformes, Salmonidae.